AUGACAGAUACGACAAAAUCUACCACUAAUAAUAAUGAAGUGAUAACAGAAGCGAUUAUAAAUGAGGAUUUACUGAAUUCAGAUGAAAUAUUACAAAAUGAUGAAUCAAAAUUAAAUCAUGAUAAAAUAGAUAAAAAUGGAGUAAAAUAUUCAAAAAAUUUAGAAAUCGGAGGGAAAAAAGUUUUAGUGGUAGAAAAUGAAGAUCAAGUAUUAAGUGGAAAAACGGCACCCGACUGUUGUAUCAUGGGAUCACCUAAACAUGUCGCAGCAUUAAAAGCCAAAAUAGAAGAAUUGAAAUUUAAUUCGGCUCGCUUAGAACAGGAACGUGCAGAAGCAUUAUCAAGAUCAGAAGGCGUAACUAAACAACUUGAUAAAUUAGUUGAAGAAUUAAAUGAAUUAGGCAAAGGGAGUGAGACUAGUGAUAAUUCAGAACGAACUAUUCAUGCAACAAUCCAUACAUUCGGAAAAUUACAAAAAUUGGAAAUUAUAGCUGACGAUGAUGAUGGUGAAGGAUUAACGAGAAAACCAAAAGUUAGACAAUAUUGGUAUAAAGGUGCCUUGCAUAGAGAGGCUGAUGAAAGAUCAGCUAGUUCUACGGAAUUAUUUUGGGAUUUGAUAUUUGUGGCCGUGGUUAGCAAUUUAGGAUAUAUGUUGACGUCUGACAUUUCUAUAAAUGAGGAUCUUAUUGAAAAGUUUCUUCUUCUAUGGGAAAUGAUACUUCUAAUUGCAAUGGGUACUCACGCGUCGGAUAUAUUUAAUUCGACAGCAGCCAUCUUUAUUUCGUCCUACGUACUUGCACGCAUAACAUAUGCGUUCUUGUAUGUAAUAUUUUCGAAUUGGAUUCCAAUGUUUCGAAUACAUUUUAUUACUACUGCAUGGGGAAUUGCUAUUCCUUCUGUCCUUUGGUUUACUGCGAUUUUUGUACCACAAGACAAAGUUAUUAUUAUAUUGUGGGCUGCUGUUUUAUUUGGUUUUGUGCCAAUAUAUUAUCGUUUCGGAACUAAGAAUCCGGCGAAUCACAUACAUACGAGGGAUUUUGAAAUUGCAGACGGACCAAUAUUGACAAUGGAUUCAACCAGAUCUUCUCCAAUUAAUCCACAUAAGGCAAUGAAAACAAAAGGAACAGAAUUCAGUUGGAAAUGGACUGAUAUGUUUUCAAUACUUAAAAUCACUGAAUAUAGAACUGCCUUGAAUAUUGAACAUUGGAGUGAAAGAUUAGGGUUAUUUGCGGUCGUUUGUUUGGGUGAAAGUAUUUUUAGCGUGAUUUAUACUAGCCUCAAUCAUUACCCUGAUGUUUUUCUUGCCAAGGCAAUUCUAGGUCUAGUAAUAGCUUAUGAUUUGCAUUGGAUAUAUUUUGAUGUCGAUGCGAGCAGACAAUAUCAGCAUGCAUUACGAAGGCAUGUUAUUACUGGUAUCUUAUUUGGAUUAGUUCAUGUCCCUCUUGACAUGUCUUUAAUUGCUUUUGGGAGUUCUCUUGGAAGAAUUGUAACACUUGCUGAUUUCCCCGAUGCCGCAGAUACUCCUAAGCCUAUUAAUUUAAGGAACGAAGAAAGUCUCGACGAAUUUUCAACUGCGCUUGCCGUAUUGUUCUGUUCCUCAUUAGCAAUUGCAAUGUAUUGUAUGGCUAUUAUCGGCACUUUACAUGAAAGUUUGGACGCUGUGGAUUGUACAAAACUUACAAAGACUACGCGUAUAUCACUACGAUUUAUUAUUGGCACAUUAUAUCUACUAUUACCACUUGCGCAUUUAAACUCUCUAAAUCUAUUAAUCACUAUAGCAAUCUCAUCCAUGUUCAUGGUAUUGGUAGAAACAUAUGGUAGGUUAAAGAGAAAUGCACCAUUAUUUAACAGCAAAUGUGAAGUAAAUGAUCGUGAAUAUGAAGAAGAGGAUAGUAAAAGAAGAUAUAUCCGUUGGAGAUGGGGUUCCGCAAAUUUAAAUAAACGUAGAUUUUCAGUCGGAUUCUUUAGACAAAAGAAGAUGGAUAAAAAUGAAAAGAUUGGAGAUAGUAAUAAUGAUGAUAAUGUAGUGUAG
Molecule: messenger RNA, 2031 nt
Organism: Dentiscutata erythropus
Lineage: Eukaryota; Fungi; Glomeromycota; Glomeromycetes; Diversisporales; Gigasporaceae
Source: the annotation of a GenBank genome assembly